Molecule: messenger RNA, 3394 nt
Organism: Vicugna pacos (alpaca)
Lineage: Eukaryota; Metazoa; Chordata; Mammalia; Artiodactyla; Camelidae
Source: RefSeq, a predicted model, not a curated record
ACACAGAUCAAGAUCAGACGUCUUCAGUGGCUGGCCUUGCUGCUCUCUGCACCAUGAGAAACCGGUAUCUAGGUUUGCUGCCAGGACUCUUGGUGCUGCUGCUGUUGCCAUUGGGACCCGCAGCCCAGAACUCGACAGCCUGUGCUCGGUGGUGCCCUCCGAACUCCUCAUGUGUCGACGGUACCUCCUGUCGCUGCCUUCCGGGAUUCAGUUCUUCAUCUGGUUCAGAGAUCUUCACCAGCCUCUUGGAGAGUUGUGAUGACAUCAAUGAGUGCAGACCACCCUUGACAGUGUCCUGUGGACAAUUGGCAGACUGCAAGAACACAGAAGGGAGCUACUACUGCACGUGCAUCCCAGGAUAUGCACUUGUUUCUGGGGCACUAACAUUCAGGAAUGAGAGUGAGAACACAUGUCGAGACGUGGACAAAUCACAACAGAAACCCCAAAUCUGUAAAGGCUGCAGCAUCUGCAUCAACACCGAGGGCAGCUACACCUGCCAGUGCCCGCCUGGCUUGGAGCUCAACCCAGAGGGCCCGGAGCCGUGCAAAGAUGUGAAUGAAUGUACUUUGGGACCAAACCCAUGCCACAACUCCACCCACUGCCUCAACUUCGUGGGCAGAUAUGAGUGCCGCUGCCGCCCCGGCUGGAAGCCGAUUCCCGGGUCCCCCAACGGCCCAAACGACACCAUCUGUGAAGAUGUGGACGAGUGCAGCUCCGGGCAGCAUCAGUGCCACAGCUCCACCAUCUGCAGCAACACGGUGGGUUCAUACACGUGCCACUGCCGCCGAGGCUGGUUGCCCAAAGCCGGAUUCCAAGAUAAGCAAGUGACGACCGUCUGUGAAGAGAUCUUCGCCACCUGGACCGCACCCCCUGGAAUCAAGAGCCAGAGGCUCUCCCACUUCUUUAAAAGAAUUCAGGAUCUGAGCGAAAACUUCAGUCCAGCCUCUGUGCAGAACACUAUUCAGGACCUCAUCCAGGAGGUGGGUGAUCUGCUGGAGAGCCCUAGGGAUCUAGAAACCCUGCCCCGAUCAGAGCAGCACUUUGUGGCCACUAACCUGCUCUUUGGCCUGGAGGAUGUCCUGAGAGGGCUGAGCAAAGCCCUGCCCAAUGGGCCACUGACCUUCAGUUCACCUACAGGUUCAGCACUGUCCCUGGAGGUGCAGGAGCAAGGAGACAGGAGUAUCACCUUGAUUCAGAAUCAGACAAAGAUGAUGCUGACCUGGGAUACAGUGCACGAAUCUGGUGACUCAGGUCCUGCAGUGGUGGGACUUAUCUCCACUCCAGGGAUGGGCAAGUUGCUGGCUGAGGCCCCCCUCGUCCUGGAUACAGAGAAACAGGCAGCUCUGCAUGAGGCACACAAGGAUUUGCUGCAGGAAAUCCACCCCAUCCUGUUGUCAGAUGUCAUCUCCGCCUUUAUCAGCAACAAGAACACCCAGGACCUCAGCUCCCCAGUCACCUUUGUCUUCCAACAUUCAGUGAUCCCUGGGCCAAGGCAGGAAGUGUUCUGUGUCUUCUGGCAGCGUGGCCAGAAUGGAAAUGGUCAUUGGGCCACCAAAGGCUGCAGGAUGGUGGACACCAGAGACAACAGCACCACCUGCCAAUGCACCCACCUCAGCGCCUUUGCCGUCCUCAUGGCCCACUACGAAGUGCAGGAGGAGGAUCCUGCACUGGCUGUGAUCACCUACGUGGGACUGAGCCUCUCUCUGCUGUGCCUCCUCCUGGCGGCCCUCACCUUCCUGCUGUGCAAAGCCAUCCGGAACACCAGCACCUCGCUCCACCUGCAGCUCUCGCUGUGCCUCUUCUUGGCCCACCUUCUCUUCCUCACAGCCAUUGACCAAACUCAGAUCAAGGUGCUGUGCGCCAUCGUAGCCGGCGCCUUACACUACCUCUACCUGGCCGCCUUCACCUGGAUGCUGCUGGAGGGCCUGCACCUCUUCCUCACUGCGCGCAACCUGACGGUGGUCAACUACUCCGGUGUGAACAGGUUCAUGAAGUGGUUUAUGUUCCCUGUGGGCUACGGAGUCCCGGCUGUGAUUGUGGCCAUUUCUGCAGCAUCCAGACCUCAUCUAUAUGGAACACCCACCCGCUGCUGGCUCCACUCAGAAAAGGGAUUUAAAUGGGGUUUCCUUGGACCAGUCUGUGCCAUCUUCUCUGUCAAUUUAGCUCUCUUUCUGAUGACUCUCUGGAUUUUGAAAAGCAAGCUCUCUUCCCUCAACAGUGAUGUGUCCACCCUCCAGAACACAAGGAUGCUGACAUUUAAAGCAACAGCUCAGCUCUUCAUCUUGGGCUGCACGUGGUGUCUGGGAAUCCUGCAGGUGGGACCAGCUGCCCACGUCAUGGCCUACCUCUUCACCAUCAUCAACAGCCUGCAGGGCGUCUUCAUCUUCCUGGUGUACUGCCUCCUCAGCCAGCAGGUCCGGGAGCAAUGGAGGAAGUGGUUUAAAGGGAGCAAGAAAACCAAAGCUGAGUCUGAGAAAUAUAAGCUAUCCAGUGGGGACAUGUCUGAUGCCUGCAGACACAGUGGGGAAAUCUGAAGUGUUAUUCUUUGCGCUAUCAAGAGAGAAAAAAGACUUUGUCACGUGUUUUUCAAGAAAUUCAUCAUGUGAGCAAUGUGAGUGAUGUCACGGUGGACAUGUUUGCUACUCAGUUCCUGCAAAACCUGGACUUCUUCUGUGCCCCACAGUGUGCUCAGAAAACUUUCAACGUAUCAAAGGCCAGCUGUGGUUCAAUUCUUCUACCAUGUUGGGUAAAGCCCUUUGCUGAAGCCUCUCCUUCCUACAAAGACUCUUCCAGAUGCUGAAACUCUAUGAGCAGGAAAACCAGCCUCAAGGGAUUUUCGUAUGAAAAACAUCCAACAGCAUGAGGGUGCUCACACCAUAGUCCGGAUUUUUAAAUUCCUUUAUUCUGUUUUCUAUGGGUUUAAUUAUUUGCUCACUCAAAAAUAUUGAUUACUCACCAUGUCCAAGGCAGAGAUCAAGAGAGACACAGGUCCUGUCUUCAUGGAGCUUUCAGGGAGAAAAACUGUAGAUUCCAGUCUGGGCCUGAAGGCUGAGGUGAAAUAUGAGAAACUGGAAUGUGUUGUACAAGAAGGUCAUGAAGUAUGGAAAGGGGCAAGGAUUUGGGGGAGGAAUUGUGAUAGCUUUGAUAUGGAGUGGAGUGUCUUGGGGAGACAGAGGAAGGCUUGAGGGGCUGGUUGCCUAGUAGGGAUCAGGGGGCCAGGUGAGGGGCUGAGAGGCUGCUGCUGGAAUGGGGAUAUGAGAGAGUGUGGAGAGAAUGGGCAAGGUUGGGCAGAUACGUGGGACCAGGGAGGGAAAUAGGAGAUGGGCAUUUGGAUGGAGUCAGAGUGUUCUCAGUGCUCUUUGGCAGCUGAGGACAGGGGUGAUCCUGGGAUUGG